Molecule: messenger RNA, 5299 nt
Organism: Scatophagus argus
Lineage: Eukaryota; Metazoa; Chordata; Actinopteri; Scatophagidae
Gene: zhx3b
Product: zinc fingers and homeoboxes 3b
Exons: 7
Coding region: 628-4086 (1152 amino acids)
Biological process (GO): regulation of transcription by RNA polymerase II
Cellular component (GO): nucleus
Molecular function (GO): DNA binding; DNA-binding transcription factor activity, RNA polymerase II-specific
Source: RefSeq, a predicted model, not a curated record
AGCUGCAGUAACAUCACAUUUCACCGGUACACAGCGGAAGCUUAUUGUCCCUUCCUACAGCCUGACAACGACCCCCUUACAAUGUUGGGUCACAGUCAGGACGGGAUGUCUGACUCACUUCUGCUCUCUGCGCGGUGGAGCUCGAGCUCUCACGCCAACUCCACCGUCAGUGACGUCUGCGUCACGUGUUCGUCUCUUCCCUCGGUACGUCCGUCGUAUUUUCCUCCCCUCCACUGCUUGCUUUAACACUGAGAGCCACUCGAAAUAAAUAAGCGCAAAAAGGGGGGCAGUUGUAGGUACCGGUCUGGCUCCAGUGUCACGUUUAUCACCAGCCGAUGGACCGAGGGGGCUUACACCUAUAAGUUGCCAUCAGUGAAGCCCGAACCUCCCGUCAGUUUCUGGCUCCACUGAACCCACACCAUUGUAAACUUUUAAAAUCCUGCGCUGCAUACACUGAGCUCCGACAAAGCGAGAAUUGCGGAAAGGACUACAAGUGGACCUAUGGCCAAGUCCCGCUGUUUUCCCUCCCCCAUCCCUGGUCUAUAGUCAACCAGAAAACAACCCCUAUUCUCACUCACACCCCGUUCUCAGCCAUUUGACCAACCCUCCUCAUCCUGUGGUCGCACCAUGGCCAGCAAGAGGAAGUCUACUACUCCUUGUAUGAUCCCAAGCAAGGUCAUACGCCCAGCAGAAGAGGUUGAAAAAGACUGUCCUGUUCUUCAGCGUCAAUCAAAGACUUCUGGAGGGGGCAGACAUAGCCCCCUCAACCUGGGGGAGUCUUCCAAACCAGAGGCGGGAGACGCUGUCAAAGAUGGUGCUGGCUCCUACACCUGUAAGCCUUGUAACUUUGAAACCCAUGACCUUAAUUUGUUUUUGGAUCAUGUGUACUCCGGGCACCCAGACUUCCGUGCGGACCCCAGUUUCUUUUGUGUGAGCUGUGGGAUUUCAGCACCCAAGUUUGAGGGCCUGGCCCUGCAUAAUGCCCGGGUUCACCCCAGCACAUUAAACACGACUCUGCAGCUGAGGAAGAGGGACAGGAGAAUAGUGGUGGAGCAGAAUCUGGUGACUGGGGCCGAGACAGGGAAGGAGAACGAGAUUUAUAUCACCAAAACCCCAAUUAUGAGGAUGCUAAAGGGUAAAUCGGAGCCUAAACGGAUAGUGGUGUCUCACUCAGUCUCCGAUGAGCCUUCCUCAGACCCGCUCUCUGUUUCUGCCACCAGAGAGAAUGAAAGAAAAGAGACUGCUGCAGUGACAGUCACGCAUGUUCCCACCAUUGUCCACAAUGGAACCACAAAGGUCACUUUGCCCUCAGCAAUUCAGAUAGUCAAUGGCUCUGGAGCAUUACCAAUGCUGAAGACUCCCAUCACACAGGUGGUCUCAGUGGUUCAAAACAGAAUCCUUAAUCAGUCUGCACCGGUUACAGUCUCCUCGAGUAUUUCCUCCACUUCUUCGACUUCUUCCUCCAAAAAUCUCCCCAAGGUGAUGAUUCCUUUGAGCAGCAUCCCUACCUACAGUGCCUCCAUGGACUCCUCUUCCUUUUUGAAGACUUCCUUCAGUAAGUUCCCAUACCCCACAAAGGCUGAGCUUUGCUACCUGACAGUGGUAACAAAGUUCCCUGAGGAGCAGAUCAAGAUCUGGUUCACGGCCCAGAGACUUAAACAAGGCAUCAGCUGGUCCCCUGAGGAGAUCGAGGAGGCCAGGAGGAAGAUGUUCAACACCAUCAUCCAGACUGCACCCACUAGCUCGCAGAACCAGACCCAGACUCAACGUAGCACGGCCCAACACACAAUCACUGUCCUGCCUGCUUCACUGGGGGCUACUGGGAUCCCUCACAUCUUGCAGGGCUCUCUUGUCAGUCAAGGAGGGGUAAUCGUCACACAGCCUGUAAUGGCAAAUGGUAUCCAGGUCAGCAGUGCUCCUGUGGCCCUGGCUGUCACUCCUAAACCCCAGGCAGCAGCCCGGCCCAUGAUGCAGGCCCGCCCUGCUGCAGCCCUGGUGGCAGACAAAGGUGUCAGCAUGGUGGUGGGGACGGUAGGCAGCAGCAGUACUGGGAGUAACAUCAUUAGCAGUAAUAGUAGUCGGAGUGGAGGUGGGGGCACUAGCAGUAUUAUUACUAGUAGUCAAGCUAGUGUCAUCAACCUUAGUGUAGGCAGCAGUAAUCAUAGUAAUGCUAAGGUGAGCAGUGUCAAUGGUAAACACAGCAGUGCUAAUGCGGACUGCAGUGACAAAAGCAAUAGUAAUGUCACCAGCAAUGUAAACGCUAAGAACACUGAUAUCAGCAAAGCCAACAACACCAGCAUUGUGCAGAGUGACAACAAAGUAAACACAGAAAGCAAAAACACCACAGACAGCAAAUCCACUAACAGUAACAGCAAAACAGGCAGCGAUGGACAGAAAAGCAAAGAUACCAACAGUAGCAGCAACAAAAAUAACGCAACCAGCACAAGCACAGAUGAUGUCUACUCCACCACCAGUGACUCUCCAACCAUCAAAAUGGAGGAGGCGUCUUCCCCUGCCUCAAAGUCUUCUUCCUCGUCUCCUGCCGCUCCUCUAAGCAGCACAGCAGGCUCUCGGACACCCGUUAAUGCAUUCCUGGACCCCAGCUUUUACAAGGGCAAGAAGUCACAAGAACAGCUCAAUGCUCUCAAAGACAGUUUUCAGGUCAGCCAGUUUCCCGACCAGGAGGAGGUCGACCGCCUCAUUGCCCUGACUGGGCUCACAGUACGAGAGGUCCGCAAGUGGUUCAGCGAUCGGCGCUACCACUUCCGCAACCUCAAAGGUACGCGCUCCAGCACAGGUGGACAGAGUAAGUCUGGCACUGCAGCAGGAGUCGGGAGCAGUUCAAGUACAGCAGGGAGCGGUGCCGCUGGCAGUGCCAACCCUGUUGAUUUGUCUGAAUUGAGCAGCAAUUCUGGUGCAAAAACUCCCCAGCACAGCUCUGCACCUGUGAGCCCAACUGCAUCACAGACUCCCACCUCUCCCACCACGCCUUCCCGUCGACUCCCCAGACCCCCUUCUCCUGAUUUCACGGCUAUCCGCUACAAGGAGAGAGAACCUCAUCAGCUAAAGGCCCUAGAGGCCAGUUUUGCCCAGGACCCUGACCCAUCAGGAGAAGAAGUGGACAGACUGCGAUCUGAGACUAAGAUGACCAGAAGGGAGAUCCAUGGCUGGUUUGCUGACAGGAGGAAGAGAGUGGCAGCCGAGAAGAAGAAAGAGGAGGCGGAGCGGGCGUUGCGAGAGGAGGACAACGAGAUGGACGUUGACGGGGAGGAGAGACAUAAAGACGACUGUUCUGGAGAACUGAAAGUCAACCCUAUCAAAAUAAAUCUGAAGAUGCUGAAGGUGACCGGGGCCAGCGGAAAAGCAGAGGGUGAAGGGUUGGAUAGCCCGGCUCAGACCAGCAGCACACCUGCAUCCUCCCGAGGUCCCACCCCAUCCUCUACCUCCAGUUCAUCCCAAACCUCCACCCCGACACCCAAACCAUCCCACUCACCCAAGCCCACUGCAACCCGAGGCAAGAAGACAGCAGAGCAGCUGGAAAUGCUCAAACAAAUCUACGCCCGUACCCAGUGGCCCAGCGCUACUCAGUAUGAUGACCUGAUCUCAGCUACUGGACUGCCCAGACCGGAGGUAGUGCGCUGGUUUGGGGACUGCCGCUACAUGCAGAAGAAUGGCCAGCUGAAGUGGCUGGAGACUUACCAGAACCUGGCUCUGGAAGCGGACCUCCAGAACGGGAACCCCCAGGUCCUCAAGGCCCACCUCGACGUUCACGGCAGACUGGAGGAGUCACAGUUGCAGGAACUGGUCGAGGCGAGUGGUUUAACAGCCGACUUGGUGCGACACUGGUUCUCCACCCAGGCGUCACUGAUGCGGAUGGAACAAACUGCUGCCGCUCAUAUGGCAGGACAAAGACCUGUUGCACCAGGUGCAGCAGCUGAGCCACGAACAACAGGAUCCUCCCCUCGGGAACCGCAGCCAGGAGGAGGGACGGAGGAGAAAAUGGAGCAGUCGGUGUGUGGUGUCGCAACAGAAGCGGAGAAAGCCAACGCUGGCGAGACUGUGAAUCCUGCUAAAGGAACCCACUGAAGAGGCCUUUUGUCUGAGGACGGAGUUGACGGUGCAGGUGGUCUUUGUGUUAGCAGUCUGAGGAAAAGACGGCAGAUGCGGUUGUAACAAGAUCAUGGAAAUGGACCUUGAAACCAUCCUCAUCCAUCCAUCCCUCUCUCUCUCUCUCCUUCUUGCUCUCACCCCUAGGGGUAGACAUGACCUCCCCCGCUACAUUAGCUGGAUGCUAAAUCCACAACACCCCCGCCCAUCCAUCCAUCCAUCCACCCACUCGCUGCCCUCCUUCUCCCGUUGUGCAUCUACCCCUCUGCUACACAGACCUUCCCCAGUGUCCUCCCUUUGGCCAUUUUCCCUUCAGGAGGAAGUUCCGGUAGAGACUUGUGACGGAGGGGAGGAGCAGGAGCGUUUGUUCACCCUGCCUGCUGUGAUGGGAGAAAGGAAGGAGGAAAAAAAAAAUGGGAUAGAUUUGGAGGAAGAAGAGGAGGGGAUAAAAGGGAGAAGUGUGGUCACUGUUGAAACCUCAGCAGAUGUUGAUCGGGACUUGAGGUUGAGUUUGGAUAUUUAUCGACCGAACCGACCCUCAGGCGAGGAACAGCUGAGUAUUGACCGUUCAUAGUUUGUUUUGGGGUACGAAAAACUGCACAGCUCUUUGCUACAGGGUGCUUGCUAAGGCCUUAAAAUAAAUGAAAAGAAUUUUUUUUUUUUUUUUUUUUUUUAAAUGUUUCAUCUUCAUACUCAUUUUUCCACCAACUUGCACUCAUCCACUUUAACUUCAGGCUUGCAGCUUACUUUGAAUGUGCUAGCUGAGCUGUUUCGUAGCUUCUUAUGUGAAUCAUAGCACUGAUAUUCAUUUGGUCAUGUCUUUAGCUGGACAUCUCUUUGUACUCACUCUUCUUUUCCUAUCAGUACAUAAUGGUCGGGUUAAAUUGUUCAGUUCUGUCAUCCAAAGAAGGCAAGCACCCUGUUACGUGUGAACAAAACAAAACAAAACAAAAAAAAAAAAAAAAAAAAAAAGUGACACAAUAUUGUAGACUAAACGGAAUCUGGUUUGUGUUGUAGCAUCAAGUGCUUCUUUACGUCACUGAUGUGUACGUACAUUUGUUUUUAUGGAACUUUCCUAUAAAUAGAGAUAAAUUUGACUGUAAAAGACCUGAACUUUUACCAGAGUUCCAUACUUAGGCUUGAUGUAUAAUUUUUACAGAUGGUAUUUGCAGAAUAAACAGAAUGUAAUAAA